UUAUUUUCUUUUGUUUUCGUUUGGUUUUAGAGAGCGGGGAGGCGAGGUUAGAGGGGCGGGGAGCCAGGGCGAUCUUGUCGGAUCGGCAAGAGGAGCUGGUUUCUCAGGGGUCAUGGGUAGGGAAAUUGCUUGUGUUGUGGAGGAUCCAAAUGAUCUUGAAAUGGUUUUAAAUGGUGUUUCUCAUGACAAAGUUCAUGAUUCCUCCAAAACUUCAGAAGAAAGUAUUGAUUUGGAGGAAUUCGAGGAUAAUGAAUCGAGUGAGGAGAAUUCGUUAGAUGAAAAUCGUCAAGAAACGCUGGACGGUGUUCUAGCCAUCAAAACCACAAUCAUUGAUGCUAGUGUGCCUAUACCUGUCCCUUUGCUUGCUCCCGCAUCCGAGCUUGAACCUAAACCUGAACCUGAGCCUGAGCCUGAACUUGUGCCCGUGCCCCUGCUUGUUCCUGAGGAGAAGAAGAAGGAGGAGCGAACUGUUGCACAGAAAAUCAGUGACUUCAAUAAGUCUAUCUCGCCUGGGACUAUAGCUGUUACUCCGAAAAUCGUGCGGGUGAACCACAAGAUUCAACAACCAACUGUUCAGGUACAGAGAAAAGGAGCAAUGUACGCACAAACCAUUGAGACCGAACGUGCUCCAACUCCAACAACCGUCGUCGAUGUUUCGUCGAAUGCCAUCACAUCAAACUCGAAGUCUCCCGGCCCAAAAGAGAAUUCAUUACCAAACUCGCCGCGACCAUCAUGGAAAUCUUCACAGAACGAUCUUAAGAAAAAUCACGAAGAACAGCCAAACUCGCCUCAAACAUCAUCGAAAUCUUCACAUAUUUAUCUUAAGAAACAUCAUGGAGAAGAAGAACAUUGGUCUACCGCUGCCUCUACCUUCGCAUCAAUUCGACAGCUCAAAUCUAAAGUUACUAUCGGAACAGCUCCCACAUUUCAAUCAGCCAAACGUGCUGAUAAAAGGAAGGAGUACUACAACAAGUUGGAGGAGAAACACAAAGCUUUGGAGGCCGAGAGAAUCGAAUACGAAGCACGAAUUAAGGAAGAGCAACAAGCAGCAAUCAAAGAGCUUAGGAAGGGAUUAGUGAUCAAAGCUAAACCAGUGCCUAGUUUUUAUUAUGAAGGACCACCACCUAAGGUUGAACUCAAAAAGUUGCCAUUAACUCGACCAAAGUCUCCAAAUCUAACUCGAAGGAAAAGCUGCGGUGAUGCGACGAUGAGCAUAGGCCUAGAGGAGAAGGGAAGAGGAUGCGCACGAGCGCAGCGCCUUAGCUACGGUAGUCACAAAUUUGAAUCAGCUAACGGCAUACCGUGCAGAAAUAAAGCGCAAGCCAAUGGGCAUUGCUACAGUAAUGAAAAUUUUAAACAUCGAAACCACGUGAAGCAGCAUGAUAAAGAGACGAGAAAAACGACUCUUGCAACGACCGAUCCGCUCAAAAGUAAUGUAUGUAUCCCGAUUCACUCAUGAACAUCUACUUUUUAUCUAAUGUGAGCUG
Cucurbita maxima (winter squash) is the source of this 1487-nucleotide messenger RNA. RefSeq names its product protein WVD2-like 1. The transcript is spliced from 7 exons. Gene Ontology annotation, molecular function: microtubule binding. Bases 113 to 1459 code for a protein of 448 amino acids. The record is from RefSeq and is a predicted model, not a curated record. Gene Ontology annotation, biological process: microtubule cytoskeleton organization. NCBI's taxonomy places the organism in Eukaryota, Viridiplantae, Streptophyta, Magnoliopsida, Cucurbitales, Cucurbitaceae.